GACCCAAAGCCCAUUCCGUCAUCUUCGGAAGAACACAAUUCAGCUCACUUGCAGCAAUGAGAUAAUAUUAUUAGUAGCCUCCACCAACCCCCCUUUGACUGAUGGAAUCUUCAUUUAAUUACUUUCUUGUGCAGUUAGGGAGUUUCUGUAGUUGAAUGAAACCGGAAAUGACAUGCUUAUCCCAUGGUUGCAUGCCAAAGCGACCGGACCACGCCAUAAAGAUCUAAAUAACCCUUGUCAUAUGGUACUAAUGUCUUCCUCUCAGAUCUUCUCUUUCCCCCUCCUAUACUAAACCGUCGUGGACCUCCUCCUAUUGCCCAAUCGAGUCAAACACCGUCGACUUCCCCUCCAUCCCACUUAUUCACCGCCUUACGUUUGUGUGGUAGUGUUAUCAGCACGUGACGCCCCCUUUACAUCUAUUCGGCCAAUCUAUACCUAUUUCUUAUCCACUGCAGCAAGGCUUAAAGUGCUUCGGCCAUGUCUGUGGACGUCCCAGGCCAAGCUUCUGAUGUACAAGUCCUCAUCAAUGAGGCGAGGACGCUUGUGUCUCAGCUUUAUGAUCCAGCAAAUACCGGCAACCCCGCCAAGAUCAAAGCUAUCCAGGAGCACCUACAGAUUCUCCAGAAAGGCCCCCAAGCAUGGCUCAUUGCUAAUGAUCUCCUCAGUGAUGAAAGCACUGAUCUAAGAUUCUUUGGAGCCUUGACAUUUACAGUCAAGAUCAACCAGGAUUGGCAACAGUUAAAUGAAGAUGACGCUCGAGAACUCCUCGGGCGGCUGAUUGAUCACUAUGUUCUUCUAGUUAAUGGGGGAGAGCGCCCUCUAGUGGUACGCAAGUUGGCUUCCAGCCUGGCAACUAUUUUCUUGAAGCCAAAUGCUCCCUGGACCCAUGCGCUUUGGAACAUAGCAGCUUCUUUGGCAAAUGGAAAACACCUCUCUGAGGAACAGUGCCAAAAUUUUGACCUGCAGGAUGCCGUUCUUCCCGCCAUGUCCGAAAGGCAGGUGGUCAGCUUACUAUAUUUCUCCAACAUACUAGCAGAGGAAAUCAAUAGAUGGGGCCCGGAGUCACGCCGGAGCGGUGACAGCAAUCGUGCAUCCGAGAAUAUCAAACAUGCUUUUGUUCUAGUCGAGUUUGUCCUCCGUCAUAUGCUGCAGCAGGAAUCUUCCGGUCAGCCUAUAUCUGAUGGGGCCCCAGGCGUUGAGGCUAUCAAUUCGUACCAAGUAAGAAUACCCCACCUACGCGACAAAGCUUACCUAACUUCAUGGCCUCAGUCAUGGGCCUUAGUUCGUAAUGCGCUCCAAGUUCGCGACACGAUAUCUGCCACUCAGCUUGCUCCUGCCACGGACUAUGUCAUCCAGAGUCUGAAGGUUCCCAGUUUAUCCAAGUCUGCAAUGCAAGUCCUGGUUGACUUAAUAGAUUGGCGAGACAGUAUCUUUAGCCAGGAGCAUAUCAACUCUGUAUUGGAAUAUAUCACCAGUGAUCUUGGUACCGCCCGUAUUGCUUCCAUAAUGGAUGCCGAUUUCGAAGAUGACAAUAUGACGUUUUUGGAACUUCUAUUAGCGUACGCAACGCUCAAGCAAAGGGAGCUUCUGAUCCAACCCCUGGAUCCUGAUCAUGAUAAAGUUCUAGGCCUUCUCCAUACACUUUUCAAGGCCCCUGGCUAUGCAGCAGUCGACGAUUCAGCAUCACCGUUGGUCCUGGAGUGGUGGACUGAAGUUGCAGAUGAUCUCCAAGAGAUAUACCUGGAUGCGGAUGAGCAAACAGAGUUUGAUUCUGCAAAGCGCAAUUUGGCUCGCGCAGCUAUGGACUGUUUUGAGAAACUCAAAUACCCAAGUCCAGAAGAACUACAGGAAUGGGGUGAUGAUGAUCGCAGUGAGUUUGGUGCUUUCCGCCGCGAUGUCUGUGACUUCCUUCUAGCAAUAUAUCCAAUGUUAGGAGUUGAGUUGGUCCAAGUGUUCCAAGAACGAGCAAAAUCGUCUCUGAUGCAGCAGGACUGGAGAACAUUCGAGGCCGCAAUAUUCUGCAUGGCUCAGCUUUCGGAAGCUGUAGACGAAAACCAGCAUGCAGAUGAAUGCCUAAACGCAAUUUUCUUUUGUGAUGAAUUUGCCCAAUUAUGUUCGAGUGAAGGAACAGUGAUUCCAGACAAACCUCGUCAAACACUGGUGGACAUGCUCGGAAAGUAUCAGGCUUAUUUUGAACGCACGCAUGCCCUACUUCCUCGCGUGCUAACAUUCCUUUUCGCAUCACUCGACGUUGCAUCGUGUGCGUCCGUAGCGUCAAAGUCUAUAUCACAUCUUUGCAAGUCAUGCCGCAACGCUUUAACUUUUGAACUUCCAGCGUUCAUGGACCAGUUUGAGCGCUUUCGCUUCAAGCCUACAGCUACCGCUUCAACGAUGGAAAAGGUCCUGGAGGGUAUUGCCGCGAUCGUACAAACAUUACCUACUGAUAACGAAAAAGCACAGAUUUUGGAGAGAAUAUUAAAGUUUUUCCAGGAGCAGGCAAAGCUGGCACGGGAUGAAGCCGUUCGUGGAUUGGUAGAGCCUGCCCGCUGUCGCGGCCAGUUGGUUCUCCGUUGUGUUGCAAGUAUUGGAAAAGGUCUCAGAACAGAUGGUGAAAUUGUCAUAGACGCUCUUGAUGGCGGAAAUGGGGAUCCAUACCCACCAACCUUUUGGAACACGGGCAAUGGAGCUGCAUCACAGAAUCUAAUAAUGCAAUGCAUGCAGCUUCUAAUGACCGACUUUCCCUUGGAUGUGACUAUCAUUGAAGCAGCAUGCGACAUACUGAAAGCCGGUUUUACCGAAAACAGUGGACCCUAUGUCUUCCCGCCGAUGAUGACAGUCGAUUUCGCGAAGAGUAUACCGUUAGGGAGUGCUGGGACGGAUAUGGUCAUGGGCACGGCCUCGGCGUUUCUGGCAUCUCACAGCGCGCACCCACAACGUAUUCGCAACGAGACUGUUGCCCUGAUUGUCCACGUAUAUGAGACAUUCUGUUGGAUGCAUGAGAAGCCAGAGUUCUACGAUCCCGAGGUUGCGAAUAGUGGCAUUGAUUUUCUUACUCGCCUGCUCCCAAAGUAUUACCCCUUUCUCUUUACGCUAACUGCCAUGCCUCAUGAAUCCGAUCAGUCAGGGGUCAGUCAUGUAAACGGUGCCCCUCAACGUCCACCAGUACUUCAAGCGAUUCUGAACUUUACACUCCUCUCCUUGCAAGGGCCAGAGCCAUUGCCCCUUCGUUCUGCCUCCCAGUUCUGGGUAGGCGUAUUGAACCUUCCUAGCGAAGAAGAACAUGUACAACGCGCUCUCAGAGACAGCAUUCCUGCUCUUUGCCGGAUCCUAGCAUCACAGAUUGCCGGGCGCUGUGCCCGUUCUGACCUUGAACAUCUCUGUGAAGUGCUCAGAAGGCUCAUUUUCAAACAGCAAGGACUCGCUCGUCCGCAUCUCACUGCCACGCUAGCUGAAUUGGGAAAUAGCCGUACAAAUCAGGAUCAGAGCCCUGCUGUAUCGCCUGAGGAAAGACAGCGUUUUCUUGCGUCGCUGUUAACUGCUAGAGGUGCAAAAGCACUGACCAGCCAAUUGACGCGUUCCUUUUGGGUUAAAUGCCGCGGAGCUGGUUUCGAUUAUAUUGGGUAGAUAUGGGGGAUUGACAGUUGUCGCAACCUGGACAAUGCAACAAAUACGAGGGAAUGAAGCGGGAUUUGUCAGAGUAAAAAUAAUUAUCCAGUCCAAAGUGAGGCUCGCAGUACUGAUGUAGCACAAGCACAUGGCUAUGUCAGCAGCAGAUGUGUGAGCGCCCUAUAGGGCAGUGGCCCUGGCGCAUUACACCACCUUCGUGCCUAUUCUCGUCAUAUUCGAGUCUAUUAAGGCGGGCAACGCAUUGUUCCAGCGCUUACAAUGGCAAAGAGCCACUUGUUCUCCUUAAUGAAGUGGGUCAAUCAUGCACGUCCACCAGCCAC
Molecule: messenger RNA, 3947 nt
Organism: Aspergillus alliaceus
Lineage: Eukaryota; Fungi; Ascomycota; Eurotiomycetes; Eurotiales; Aspergillaceae
Product: putative importin 13
Exons: 3
Coding region: 478-3624 (1048 amino acids)
Biological process (GO): protein import into nucleus
Cellular component (GO): cytoplasm; nuclear membrane
Molecular function (GO): small GTPase binding
Source: RefSeq, a predicted model, not a curated record